Messenger RNA from Motacilla alba alba, 3582 nucleotides. It is a transcript of the gene CHID1, whose product is annotated as chitinase domain containing 1. Gene Ontology annotation, molecular function: oligosaccharide binding; chitin binding. Gene Ontology annotation, biological process: carbohydrate metabolic process. The coding region runs from base 197 to 1393 and encodes 398 amino acids. Lineage: Eukaryota; Metazoa; Chordata; Aves; Passeriformes; Motacillidae. Gene Ontology annotation, cellular component: extracellular region. The record is from RefSeq and is a predicted model, not a curated record. The transcript has 14 exons.
CGGGAGUCGGGCGAGUGUGGGAGGGAAUUCUGAACGUCAAAGUGGAGCACUUUACAAGAGGGGAGGGUUUAAUGUUUACACAGAAUCCCAAAUCAUAUAAUAAAUACCUCUGGUUUUUAAAAUCUCGCUGCUAAGCCAGACACAUCCAAAUACUAAGAUUUGAACCAUUACGUUUUCAGGAGAAGAGAAACUUGACAUGAGGAAAAACACCAUGAGGCUUCUCUGUGCUUCCCUUUCUCUUGCCAUGGUAUGCUGGCUAGCCGAAGGUACCCUGUCAAAAACAGAUGCAAAGAAAGGUGCUACAAAAAAGCUGGAGGAAAAGAAGCUGCAUUCUGAUAAAAAUGUUCAGGACCGGGGAUUGGUAGUUGUGGAUCCAAAAGCAAAGGAUAUUAUACUGGAACAUAAAAGUUAUUGCUCCAAGAAGAUGAAGGAACGACAUUUCUCAGGAGAUGUUCUGGGAUACAUUACUCCUUGGAACAACCAUGGCUAUGACAUUGCUAAAAUAUUUGGAAACAAAUUUACACUAAUCUCACCGGUUUGGUUACAAGUGAAGAGGAGAGGGAAGGAAAGGUUCCAGUUCACUGGGCUCCAUGAUGCUGAUCAAGGCUGGAUGAAAGAUGUGAGAAAAACCUCCAAAAACAUAAAAAUAGUGCCUCGAAUUUUGUUUGAUGGCUGGACUUAUCAAGACUUUGAGAGUGUUUUUGGCAGUGAAGAUGAGAUAGAGGAGCUUUCCAAGAACAUGGUUCUGCUAGCCAAGAGUGAAAAUUUUGAUGGUUUUGUAGUUGAAGUGUGGAGUCAAUUGGGAAAUCAAAAGCAAACGGAGUUGAUUCACUUGCUCACUCACCUUUCUGAAGCUCUGCAUGAAGCACAACUUAAAUUCAUACUGGUCAUCCCUCCUGCAGUUGCAGCAGGGACCAACCAGCCAGGAAUGUUCACAAAGAGAGAAUUUGAUCAGUUGGCCUCAGCAGUAGACAGCUUCAGUCUCAUGACGUACGACUAUUCAGCACCACAUCGACCUGGUCCAAAUUCCCCCCUUCCCUGGGUACGAGCUUGUGUUGAAGUACUGGAUCCUGAUUCAAAAUGGAGGAAUAAAAUACUUCUAGGACUGAAUUUCUAUGGCAUGGACUAUUCUGCUUUGGGAACCUCUGGGGAGCCAAUCCUUGGCAGCAGGUAUAUUGAAACCUUGAAGGAACACAAGCCAAAAAUUGUCUGGGAUGAACAAAUUGCUGAACACUACUUUGAAUACAAAAAAAAUAAGGGAGGAAAACAUGCAGUCUUCUACCCGACACUGAAGUCCAUCCAGUUGCGCUUGGAGCUUGCAAAAGAAUUGGGCACUGGAAUAUCCAUCUGGGAACUGGGACAAGGCCUGGACUAUUUUUAUGAUCUGCUUUAAAAUGAGAGAUGAUCUUAGAAAGACUUUAUUUGCUUCACUGAGGCUCCACCUUCAAUUAAUCUGAGUAUCCUGGAGAGGUGAUUUUUAAAGCAGUUUUUGUAAUUUAUAUCAUAUCUGUAUUAAACUUGCAUUUUUUUCCCAAUAAAGAAUCCAUUUUGAUUUGCCAGACAGACAUGAUUGUUGGUAUCUGAUGAAAUUCUGACAAAAACCUACAGAAAUGUCCCUUAAAGCACCUGAGUUCCAAGUCAUUGAAAACAGACCAACAUAGCUGGAUGGAGUCAGAGUUGAAAAUAUUUUCUGAAAUGUUUUCUACAAGAAGUAAAAUGGGAAAGUUGAUGCUAUCUGAUCAGAGUUUAAGACGGAGACCUUUCAAAGAGCUACUGGUAUUAACCAAAGUAAGAGAACAAAUAAAUCCAUCAUAUUACAUCAUCCAUACAAAUUUAAAAUCUGCUGGGCUCUCUGCAUCUUGCUGUCUUCUGGUAAGGUAAGUGAACAUAAAAUGUCAGGAGGGGAGACCAAUCAAAGGACUUUCCCUCAAGCUGGUAGAAAUCAAGCACUGACAAGCUAAGCUGUUGGCUCUGUUUGUUUUGUCAUGUUAGUAAAUUCCUUAAGUAGUUCAAAGUCACAGUAAUUUCAAUUUAUGACCUGUUUCUAAAUUAGUUCUGGUACAAGAGGUGCUCUGUGAUUUCUCUACUCUGCUUAGCCAGCUUGUGGCUCAGUUACAGUAUUUAGCCCUGGAGUGUGAUGCAUUAGUGGCCAGUUUGUGGGAACUGUAACAUUCAGCAACAAAGGCUCUGAUGAUAAUCAUGGAUUCCAUGGACAUGAUGGAUCCCAUGGCCCCAGCAGCUCUGGCAACCUCUUGACUUUAAGCAGGCUCUGUAAAUGUCAUCAGCACCUUUGUGCAUGAAGCUGUCAUUCUUCAGCUGCACACAUUGGUGCUUUUAUCUCCGUAAUGUGGAUUUUUUAGGAAUCCAACAGCUGUAAAAACCCAUCAGUUUAAAAACAAAGCCAAGAAAUUGUGUCCCUGCCUCUUGGUUUAUAGUAUUUGUGUUUGUAGAAAUCCACAGGCUUCAAGGCAAUUUCUUCUAAGGAACUAAGAGGUGCUGGGAAUUUGAUGAGGGUGUCAUUGGUCACCAGCAGAGACCGAGGCAAAGAGCUCUGUACUCCCACUGGUGUUCUUCUUGCCACUUAGAGUUGUCACAAAGAUGACUGCACUCCUCUGUUCACAUCCACCCUUCCCAGUAAUUAAUCUCAGCGGGGAAUUUAUCUGCCCCUGCUGUUUUCAGCAGAAUAAAUCCCACUGUAAUCCACCAUUGAUUAAAGAACUAUUGAUCUUCACCUUUCUGAUUUAGUUCUGGCAUCUCUUGACUUUUCACAUUGCGAGUAUCCAGCUGGGGUAACUAAUCAGGUUUCUUUCUUCCAUACCAUUAGUAGUAAGAUAAUUUGCUACAUGAAUCCUUGUGUUCAAUUAACUUGAACUUUCUAGUUAGUUCAAAAGCAAUUUAAAGUCACUCUGGCAAUGGUAUCUAGAAUAGCACAGGAAUUAAAUUCUAUUACACUGUUUUUUUCUACUUUCAGUGGCACUAUUGAACCACAGUGUCUCAGAAAAAAAUACUCAGAAAUGGAAGGGGUUGUGUUCUGAAAUGGUGUCCAUUUUUAUAAUAGCUAGUAGGUAGCUUCCCAACUUGGAUGUGGAGAAGAAAAUGAUAUUUCAUUUUAGCUUCUUUCUUCUCUAGAAAAGAUAUACAUAAUUUAUCACAGAUUUCAUUUUGUUUCUAUUCUGUGAUGAUUUUUUGUGAGGUACAUGAUUCCUGUUUGUCUCUGAGUACAGCUAUGUUAGAAAGAAAUGUCUUUUCCAUCCUUAGAGGUAGAAAAAAUUCCUCUGUGUUUCAAAAAGAUAGAAAUAACCCUUGCUGUUUCCUGAAAAAUAAAUAUGUGAGAAGUACCAGAUGUACCAGAAGUACCAGGCUUUUGAGCCAUCCAUGGUAUAUUGGUGUUUAAGAACAAGAAUGUUGCCUUUGUGUCUCUAAAGGUAAAACAUGUUUGUUGCAUUAGAAAUAAUAUUCUAAAAGAAACAAAGUUGAAUUUAUUCUUAAUUAUUAAAUUCUCUGGAAAAAAAAAGAAAAAAAAAGAAGAAAUGAGCAUCAGAAGGGGUGUGAACUCCAGAAUUAAAGCAUAACAGCUUCUGA